AUGGGACGAAUACCAGACCUACCAGGCCAGCUGGUGGAGCGCGGCUCAGCGCAGGACGUGUGGCUUCGUGGACAUGUCGCAAAUCUCUGUGGCUUACCGCACGACCGUUUCCCUGGUGCUCAACCCGUGAGCUUCGCGGAGAGAGAUCUGGACAGGCUUGUGGAAUCCGAUUACUGGGUUUGCGAGAAGUCGGAUGGUGUGCGCGUAUUGCUGGUCAUCUUGACGAACGAGCAUACGGGAGAGCAGUUGGUCCACCUUGUGGAUCGCCACAACUCGUACCGGCGCGUUGAAGGAAUCUACUUCCCACAUUUCGACAACCCAGCCCGCCCUUUGCGGAGUACGAUCAUUGACUCAGAGCUUGUCAUCGAUGUGGAUCCUGCCACUGGCCAGGAAACCCUGCGUUUGUUAUGCUUCGACUGUCUCAUUACGGACGGUACGAAUAUCAUGAACAGGUCCUUGGAAAAACGUUAUGGCCGCUUGAAAAUCCAUUUCUUCGACCCGUAUGCGAAGAUGAAGCAGGAACACCCCGAAGUUAUACAUUCGCACCCCUUCGACAUCAAAGUCAAGGAGGUGAACCUAUCCUAUCACCUCGACAAGGUAUUCAAAGUCGACAUUCCGCGCUUGCAACACGGCAACGACGGAUUGAUCUAUACGCCCGUCGCAACGCCCUACGUUCCUGGCACCGACAAGAACAUACUAAAGUGGAAACCGCCCUCGGAGAACUCGAUCGACUUCAAGCUCGUACUGCGCUUCCCGCCAACCAAGGGGCCGGGGCGACGGAACGAGCCGGACUUCCAUGCGCGCCCGAUCUUCGCGUUGCAUGUUUGGGCCGGAGGCUCGAACUAUGAGCCCUACGAUACGAUGCACGUCACCGACGAGGAGUGGGAGACGAUGAAGGCUUCCGGGGACCAAUAUGACGAGCGCGUUGUCGAGGUGCACUGGGAUGCUGAGCUCGAGAGCUGGCGGAUGAUGCGCUUUCGCGAUGACAAGCCGCAUGGGAACCACAAGACGACCGUCGAGAAUAUCAUCAGCAGUAUCGCAGACGGCGUUGAGAAAGACGUCCUCGUCGCACGGUCAAACCAGGUCCGUGAUGCCUGGAAGGCGCGACACACGCCCGGCGCCCGCCCACCGCCACCCUCCGGUGCCCCGCCGCCGCGUCAGGCCCCACCACCGCUGCAGCCCGCUGCAGCUGUGCGCUCGGUCCCGAGCAUCAGACGAUUCGGGCCGUUGCGGCCCAGCCCGAUGAGCAAGGUCGGAGGGCCCGCCGUGUACGCGGGUUUCCGUCGUUAG
This is a messenger RNA of Peniophora sp. CBMAI 1063, 1290 nucleotides long. NCBI's taxonomy places the organism in Eukaryota, Fungi, Basidiomycota, Agaricomycetes, Russulales, Peniophoraceae. The record is from the annotation of a GenBank genome assembly.